Peniophora sp. CBMAI 1063 is the source of this 1218-nucleotide messenger RNA. The record is from the annotation of a GenBank genome assembly. Lineage: Eukaryota; Fungi; Basidiomycota; Agaricomycetes; Russulales; Peniophoraceae.
AUGCAUCCUCGUAAUCCGUAUAACGUCCCUCCCGACUUCCAUGAGCUAGCUCAAGCAUAUCCGCCGCUACAGAGACAUUUGUUGCAGACUGCUUCUGGCGUCACCAUCGACUUCCAUGACGAGCUAGCUCAAAGAACACUGACGAAGGCAUUGCUCCAUCGUGACUUCAACCUGGACUUAACCGUACCAGGAGACCGGUUGUGCCCUCCGGUGCCAAAUCGCCUCAAUUACAUUCUUUGGCUACAAGACAUCAUCCAGGCGACGAGCCAUCCAGAGGAUGACCCCAUAAUUGGGAUAGACAUAGGUACGGGAGCCUCCGCCAUUUAUCCAGCGCUCUUCUGUCGCGUGGUACCGGAUUCCGCAUUUGUCGCCACAGAACUCGAUGAACGGUCCUUCUUGAGCUCACAAGAGAACGUCACCCGCAAUUGUCUCUCACAGAGGGUGCAAAUAUUCCGUGCAACCGCAGACGGUCCCAUCUUAUUUCCUUUAGUCAGUACUGAAAUCAGAUUCACAUUUACAAUGUGCAACCCUCCGUUCUACAGCAGCGCAGAAGAUAUAGCUCAAUCUGCCGAGAGCAAAGCGUUCCCACCCAGCGCAGUUUGCACUGGUUCCGAGGUAGAAAUGAUCACUGAUGGAGGAGAGGUCGCCUUCGUAUGCAAGAUGGUGCGAGAAAGUCUUGUCCAUCGUGAACGCUGCCAAUGGUACACCUCGAUGCUAGGCAAACUUUCCUCGGUUACAGAUGUUGUAAAACUCCUUCGAGAACAUGAUAUCGAUAAUUACGGUAUCACAGAGUUUGUACAAGGACAAACGCGCCGUUGGGCGAUAGGCUGGUCCUUUGGGGACCGCCGUCUUCCCGACGCAAUCGGGCGGAUAACUACGCCUACACUCCGACAUGCCAUGCCGUCACGAACAUCACUGCGCGAGCCCCUUCCGACCAAACCUCGAGUACAGUCAUUACGCGCCCUCGUCGACUCCAUACCUGGAGCAUCAGUCAUUGAGGUUAUGUCAGAUCCACUGGCUUUGGUCUGUCACCUUUCCGCCAAUACGUGGACGCGCGCAGCUAGGCGCAAACAGGGCGCGGCGCCCAGAAUCAGUGCCGAGCGCCCAUUACUGGUCGUGCAGUGCCGCGUUCGAGAGCUUCAGCAGCCAUGUGAUGGUCGGGAAUUCGGAUGCCGGAAUAUGUGGUUAUUUCAGACCUACAAGCGCAUACUGUCUUGA